This is a messenger RNA of Dipodomys spectabilis (banner-tailed kangaroo rat), 1341 nucleotides long. RefSeq names its product DNA damage inducible transcript 4 like (gene Ddit4l). NCBI's taxonomy places the organism in Eukaryota, Metazoa, Chordata, Mammalia, Rodentia, Heteromyidae. Gene Ontology annotation, biological process: negative regulation of signal transduction. The transcript has 3 exons. Gene Ontology annotation, cellular component: cytoplasm. The record is from RefSeq and is a predicted model, not a curated record. Bases 210 to 788 code for a protein of 192 amino acids.
GCCGGGUGGUGGUGGUGGUGGGUGGCCAGCCCGCUGCGGAUCCGGGCUGGGAUCUCUCGAUCCCUGGCCGGAGGGGGUGGCGAGUGUCUGCCUCGAUUUACCCCCUGGGUAUUCCGGGUAUUCCACACCGCCGGGUGGGUCCAGGUGAAGUGCACGCAGAACCCCAGAAAGGCCGUUCUGCCCCGCGAGGGAAACCUUAGCCGUUGACCAUGGUUGCAACUGGCAGUUUGAGCAGUAAGAACCCCGCCAGCAUUUCAGAGCUGCUGGACCGUAGCUGUCACUCGGGCAGCCUGCUAAGUGACUUUGAUUACUGGGAUUAUGUUGUUCCUGAACCCAACCUCAAUGAGGUUAUAUUUGAGGAGACAACCUGCCAGAAUUUAGUGAAAAUGCUGGAGAACUGUCUAUCCAAAUCCAAGCAAACCAAACUGGGUUGCUCCAAGGUCCUUGUUCCUGAGAAACUGACCCAGAGAAUUGCUCAAGAUGUCCUUCGGCUUUCUUCCACAGAGCCCUGUGGCCUUCGAGGCUGUGUCUUGCACGUGAACUUGGAAAUCGAAAAUGUAUGUAAAAAGCUGGAUAGGAUUGUGUGUGAUGCUAGCGUGGUGCCUACCUUUGAGCUGACGCUUGUGUUUAAGCAGGAGACCUGCUCCUGGGCUAGCUUUAGGGACUUCUUUAGUAGAGGUCGCUUCUCUGCUGGCCUUAGGCGAACUCUGAUCCUCAGCUCCGGAUUUCGACUUGUUAAGAAAAAACUUUAUUCUCUGAUUGGAACCACAGUCAUUGAAGAGUGCUAAGAAGGUUGCAGGGGAGGGGGGGAGGGAGUAUUCAGAGCUCUUUUAUGAUUGGGUAAUAAAAGGAUGCAGCUAUUCACUUAAAACCAUUUGUAGCUUUGCCCCUGCCUAACUUCAACAAGAACUCCCAAAUUUCUUUCAGCGUUUCUCAUAACAACCCCAUCCAAGGGGAUGUGACUUGUACAACAUAACCCAGGAAGGUGUAUUUGUUGUACGUGCAUCAUAUUUCUUACGGGAUGGAAAGGAAUAAGGAAGGAAGGAUAAUGGACCCUACUUCAGUUUUGCAUUUUAUUCUAUCCUUUUUUUUUCAGUCUUGGUCCUACAAUAUGGAAAAGUGAUUUUGCAUAGUUUGCUUUUCAUGUCUUUUUUUUUCUCCUAAGUUUCCAAAAUAAUCUUUUCAAAUAUAGAAUCUUAUUAAAUUGAUGUCUAGCCCAUCAGAAUUUCCAAAAGCUCACAAUUACCUGACAGUUUUCUACUCAAAUUUGAAAAGUUUGGCUUAUGCCUAUAAUCUUAGCUACUUAAAAGACUGAGAUCUGAAGCUCACAGUUCCAAAGUC